AUGCGGGCAAGUGGCGACAGAAUGUUUACAGAGAGCCACUCGGGUUAUUUCAACAAGCCGAGCUGCAUCGAUGCUCUGUACUUCGCCGCUGAUGUUUUUAAACAUGGCCGCCCCGAACUCAUCAGGCGGGGCGUUUUAAACUCGCGUGAAAACGAAGUAAUCCUUCACUCGCGCACGCCGAAGCGCGACGGCGACCGAUGCAAUAAGAAAAAGAGCGCGUUCUAUUUUCAAAUUGCAGCGGGGACGAUGUCCCCAAGAUGGCACCCGGCGGUGUCCGUUGUAGGACAGAACUUCGGGCUU
This is a messenger RNA of Iphiclides podalirius (scarce swallowtail), 300 nucleotides long. The record is from the annotation of a GenBank genome assembly. NCBI's taxonomy places the organism in Eukaryota, Metazoa, Arthropoda, Insecta, Lepidoptera, Papilionidae.